Molecule: messenger RNA, 2265 nt
Organism: Quercus lobata
Lineage: Eukaryota; Viridiplantae; Streptophyta; Magnoliopsida; Fagales; Fagaceae
Product: tolB protein-like protein
Exons: 1
Coding region: 25-2112 (695 amino acids)
Source: RefSeq, a predicted model, not a curated record
UGAUUAGUCAAGAAAAGACGACAAAUGCUACGUCACCUCAUGCGUAUUACCACUGGUUCAUCAGGUUCCCCGCUUCUCCUUAUUAAUACUACUAAUUAUUUUAGUCUCCACUCUCACCACACUCACUCUCAAAUGGAUCAUCCCAUUCCCAAGGGCACCAUCAUCUUCAGCACAGUCGGUAGGUCCAACUAUGGCUUCGACAUCUUCUCUCUCCAACUCCAACCCCAACAACCCACCACUUCCGGCCCAGAGCACCGCCUUACUGACGGUAUCUCUGUCAAUUUCAAUGCGCAAUUCCUCGAUGACAACCAAACCAUCGUCUUCGUCUCCGAACGAACCGGUUCGCCCCGUUUUUAUCUUACCCGACCCGGUUUGUCCUCUCCCAAAUCUUUACCCUUCGUGCCCUCAAGUCUUUUCCACGACCGUCCCGUCGUGAAUAACGACCGAGUCUAUUUCAUCUCCGCUCACGAAGAUCCCGGCCGGCUCUUCAAGAGCUGGUCCGCUCUCUACUCGACCCGGAUCGAUGAACUGGACCUUACCCGUUUGACUCCGUUAGGUUCUGUUGAUUACAGUCCAGCUAUUUCUCAGUCUGGAAAGUUUAUAGCCGUUGCUUCGUACGGGUCUCGUUCUUGGGGCGGUGAGAUCCACGAGCUAAACACUGAUAUAGUUGUGUUCCCAGAAUCCGACCCGGAUAACCGUGUCACUGUUUGCGAACGAGGUGGCUGGCCCACCUGGUUCGGUGACUCAGUCAUCUACUUUCACCGCCAAGCUGAAGAUGGUUGGUGGAGCAUUUUCCGAGUUGAUAUCCCGGAAAAUCUCAAACUUUCCGGCCCUCCAAACACUGCCACUCGGGUCACACCUCCGGGGCUCCACUGCUUCACUCCGGCGGCGAUACACGACGGGAAUAGACUCGCCGUUGCCACUCGGAGGCGCGGCAAGAAUUUCCGCCACGUGGAGAUAUUCGACAUCGAGUCAGAGACUUUUCACCCAGUCACAGAGACGCUGAACCCGAAUCUCCACCAUUACAACCCGUUUGUCUCCCCGGGUUCAAAGUUCAUCGGGUACCACCGGUUCCGAGGCACCGGGUCAACUCAGGGCGAGUCAACGAUUCCAAACCUGAACCCGGUUUUGUCUCCGAUAAAACCAAUCAAAAUGCUCAGAAUAAACGCUUCGUUUCCUUCUUUCUCUCCCAACGGCGAUUUCGUCGCGUUUAAUCCCAACUUUGAUACCAACUCUGGCGUCAAAGUCUUCAAAUCAAACAGUUCUAAGCAGUGGACCCUACUCAAAGGCCGUACAGCAUUUUACAACGCAUGGAGUCCCACAGAGAAACACGUCAUCUACACCUCGGUGGGACCGAUAUUCCAGUCAGCAAAAGCAACGGUCCAGAUCGCUAGGAUCAAGUUCGACCCAUCGGAUCUCAACGGUGAUGGUGGAGACGUCAAGUGCGCCGUUAAGAUUUUGACGAAGGAGGAAACGGGGAAUAACGCUUUUCCGUCAUGUUCCCCUGACGGCAAGUCUAUUGUGUUUCGGUCUGGACGGUCUGGGUUCAAAAAUUUGUACAUAGUUGACGCCGUUAACGGCGAGUUUGUUGACGGCGGCUUACGGAGGUUAACGGAGGGGUCGUGGAUUGAUACAAUGCCCAGUUGGUCACCUAAAGGAGAUCUCAUCGCCUUCUCAUCUAACAGACAUAACCCUGACGACGUGGCUACAUUCGGCAUCUACGUGGUUAAACCGGACGGCUCUGAUUUGCGUAGGAUCCACGUGGCGGGAUCAGAAGGAUCGGAUGACGUGGUCAGUGAGAGGAUAAACCACGUGUGCUUUAGUGAAGAUGGGGAGUGGCUGUUAUUUACGGCUAAUUUGGGUGGGGUGACGGCUGAGCCGGUGUCGUGGCCCAAUCAGUUUCAGCCAUAUGGAGAUCUGUACGUGGUGAGGUUGGAUGGGAGCGGUCUGAGGAGGCUGACGUGUAAUGCUUAUGAAAAUGGCACUCCAGCGUGGUACACGGGGGGGGAGGAGCUGGAUUUGGAGCGUUUGUGUUUGAGGAGUGAGGAUGUAGACGAAGAUGAGUUAAGAGGCGAGUUUGAGGAACCACUUUGGAUAUCAUGCGAUAUCUAAUGGACUUUUCAUAUUAUUGAGCAACGUGUGUUGUUGUGUGUGAUUUUUCUUUUGUCUUUUUUCUUGUAUCGUGAAUAAAAUCCAUGUAUUUUGAUACGAAUAAUGGUUUGAAGAAAUGCCAAUUUGCUGAAUAUAUACGAAUGCUAGAAUUAA